AUGAUAGAUUUGAAGAGCGAAGAGCGCGAGGAGCGAGAAAAGAGCCGAAGAGCGAAGAGCAGUAAAGAAGAAGAGCGAGAGCGAAGAGCGAAGAAAGAGGAACAAGAGCAAGAGCCAAGAGACAAGAGCAAGAGCAAGGAUCCAAAGAGCAAAGCAAGAGCCAAGAGCCAAAGACCAAUAGAGCCAAGAGCAAGAAGCCAAGAGAAGAGCCAAGAGCAAGAGCCAAGAGCCAAGCAAGAGCCAAGAAGCAAAGCCCCAGCCAAGAAGUCAAGAGCCAAGAGCAAGAGCCAAGAGCAAGGCAAGAGAGGCAAGACAAGAGCCAAGAGCAAGAGCCAGAGCCAAGAGCCAAGCAAGCCAAAGCCCAAGAGCCCUAAAGAGCGCGCCCAAGCCAACCCAAAGCCACUAAGAGCCCAAGACCCAAGAGGCCCAAGACCCAAAGAAGCCCAAGAGCCCAGCCAAGAGCCAAAGCCCAAGAGCGACAAGAUGCCCAAGAAGCCCAAGAGCCCAAAGAGCCCAAGCCCACCCAAAGCCCUAAGAGCCAAGCCCAAGGAGCCCAAGAGCCCAAGAGCCCAGAGCCCAAGAGCGCAGACCAAGAGUCCCAAGAGCCCAAGAAGCCCAAGAGCCCAAGAGCCUCAAGAGCCCAAUAGCCCAAGGCCCAAGAGCCCAAGGCCGAUAGAGCCCAAGAGCCAAGAGCCCAAGAGCCCAAGAGCCGUCAUAGAAGCCCCAAGAGCCCAAGAGCCCAAGAGCCUCAAGAGCCCAAGUAGCGCCAAGAGCCCAAGAAGUCGCCAAGGCCCAAGAGCACACAAGGAGGCCAAGAGCCGCAAGAGUCCCAAGAGUCCAGAGCCGCCAAGGAAGCCAAGAGGCCCAAGAGGCCCUAAGAGCCAUAGAGCUCGCAGAAGAGCCCAAGAGCCCAAGAUGUCCCAAGUAGCCAAGGUAGCCCCAAAGAGCCAAGAGCUCAAGAGCCCCGAAGAAGCCAAGAGAGAGCUCCAGAGCCCAAGUAGCCCAUAG
Pomacea canaliculata is the source of this 1008-nucleotide messenger RNA. RefSeq names its product neurofilament heavy polypeptide-like. The transcript is spliced from 7 exons. The coding region runs from base 1 to 1008 and encodes 335 amino acids. The record is from RefSeq and is a predicted model, not a curated record. NCBI's taxonomy places the organism in Eukaryota, Metazoa, Mollusca, Gastropoda, Architaenioglossa, Ampullariidae.